GUCCCUUGCCAUUUGGAAACUUGGGAAGUUCGAGCACUGAACACGAUUGCACAGUAUCAGCCGUCGAAAAAACGAAUAUCUUUUACAUUUCAAACCUCUCUCUGCUACGGAGUCGAUAUUUGUGUGGGAUUGACGUGCUACUAUUUCUGCUGACGGAGGGAUAAGACGUCCACCACGAUCCCGAUUUGAUUGUAUAGCCCCUUCGCAAACUACCCGGUGACUACGUAAUUGAUACCGAAUCAUGGUUGCUUUUAGCAGUUGGCGAUACCAAGCAUGGAUUGCCACGUAUACACUCCUGGCGCUUUGGGGCUUUCUAUGGCUCCUCGCUCAUACUUUCCGCGGCUUGGGUCGUCCUCUAAUGGGCGGCGCGACCGGCGCUGGAUUGGGCGGCGCGGCCGGUGGUGGACCUGGUGCGCUUGAAGGCGGAACGGCGGGGACUGCUGCUGGUGCCGCAACGGGUGGCAAGCAUCCGCAUGGCUGGCGCGUCCAAAAUGCAGCUCGAAUUGCCCGGAACUCCUUCCUCAUGUCUCUCGCCGCCACUGUCAUCAACGAGCUCGGGUUCGGCAUCACACGUACGGUUGCGGCGCUUAUCUGGACCUUCUUCGCGCUGUCCAUCCUCCACAUCUUUGCUGCCAUGGCCACCCGUCACUAUGCUCUGCCUUGGUUAGUCGGCUUCCCGCAGUAUGUGAUCAUCAUGAUUGCGGUUGGGUUGGCGUUCCGGGGAUGAGCGAGUCGUCACCGGAUGGCGCGGUGGGCCUUCCCCGCCGAAUUCAGUCUAGGUUCCCAGUGCAUAGCUCAAAUUGAUACCACCAUGUCAUUCUUUACCCCUUUCCUUUUACUGUUCGUUUUUCUUUCGUCAAUUCCCAAUUCCCGAGGUUGUUAAUAUCCAGC
This is a messenger RNA of Fimicolochytrium jonesii, 891 nucleotides long. RefSeq lists its product as uncharacterized. The transcript has 5 exons. The record is from RefSeq and is a predicted model, not a curated record. The coding region runs from base 242 to 727 and encodes 161 amino acids. Lineage: Eukaryota; Fungi; Chytridiomycota; Chytridiomycetes; Spizellomycetales; Powellomycetaceae.